Molecule: messenger RNA, 1609 nt
Organism: Cucurbita pepo subsp. pepo (vegetable marrow)
Lineage: Eukaryota; Viridiplantae; Streptophyta; Magnoliopsida; Cucurbitales; Cucurbitaceae
Source: RefSeq, a predicted model, not a curated record
UUCUAAAGGCACCAUGGAAGAACUGAUGAUGGCAAUAUCUUUCAUUCUCUUCCUCUUCACACUCAUCAAGCUCCUCCUCCAAUGGAGAAACCAACCCUCUUGCUACAUGCUAGCCUACCAAUGCUACAAACCCUCCGACCCGACACGAAAACUCGACACCGAUUCAUGCGUACGAGUCAUCCUCCGCAACAAAAACCUCGGCCUCGACGAGUACAGAUUCCUUCUCAAGACCAUCGUCAGCUCCGGCAUUGGCGAACACACCUACGCCCCAAAGAACGUGAUCGAAGGCCGUGAAGAAACCCCAACCCUAAACGACUCCCUCUCGGAAAUGGACGACAUCAUUUUCGACACGCUCGAUAACCUUUUUGCUAAGACUAAUGUUUCUCCUUCCGACAUCAAAAUAUUGGUCGUUAGCGUGUCGUUGUUCUCGCCGUCGCCUUGCUUGACAUCGAGGAUCGUGAACCGUUACAAGAUGAGGGAAGAUGUGAAGGCUUUUAAUCUGUCGGGAAUGGGGUGUAGUGCGAGCAUUGUGGCUAUUGAUUUGGUGAAUAAUUUGUUUAAGUGUUAUGAGAAUUGCUAUGCCAUUGUUGUAGCUACGGAGUCUAUUGGGCCCAAUUGGUAUAGUGGGAAGGAGAAACAAAUGAUUCUUUCAAACUGUUUGUUCCGGUCGGGUGGGUGUUCGAUGCUUUUCACGAAUAGAAGAGAUUUGAGACAUCAAGCCAUGUUGAAGCUUAAAUGUUUGGUUCGGACACAUCUCGGAGCUAACGAUGAAGCAUAUCAAUGUUGUAUUCAGGUGGAAGACGAUAGCGGAUAUCGAGGGUUUAGGUUAACAAAGAACCUCCCAAAAGCAGCUGCAAAAAUAUUUGCAAUGAAUUUAAGGGUUUUAGUGCCAAAGAUUUUGCCAUUAAGGGAGCUACUUCAUCUAGUCAUAGCUAACUCUCUGAGCCAAAAGAAACCAAAAGAAGCCAUGGGAGGAGGAGGAGGAGGAGGAGGUCAAGUUGUAGGUUUGAAUCUCAAGACAGGCGUGGACCACUUCUGCAUCCACCCUGGCGGGCGAGCCGUUAUCGACAGUGUCGGUAAAAGUUUAGGUCUCAACAGUUACGAUCUCGAGCCAGCUCGAAUGGCUCUGCAUCGAUUCGGAAACACUUCAUCGGCAGGAUUUUGGUACGUGUUCGGGUACAUGGAAGCGAAAAAGAGGCUGAAGAAAGGGGAUAGGAUAUUAAUGAUAAGCUUUGGAGCAGGAUUCAAGUGCAAUAAUUGUGCAUGGGAAGUUAGUAGAGAUUUGGAAGAUGAAAAUGUGUGGAAGGAUUGCAUUCAAAGUUACCCUCUUCAAAAUUUGGUGAACCCUUUCAUGGAGAAGUACAGUUGGAUCUAUGAUGAGUGCUUGAACUUCAUUAGAACAAUCGAAUUAACCUCUACCUAAUUUCCUUUUUAUUUAGUUUUUUAAUUCCAAUAAAUAAAUUUAAUCGUAAUACGAUAUCUACUUAUAAAAAUUAAAGGGUGGACGGAUAUUAUAUUCCCGUCCUCGUCUCUGCUUUGCUUUUGCUUAGAGUGUGGAAGACUGUGUUGUAAUAUUGAAAUUUAAGUUUAUAAAAAAUAUAUUGAAGAA